This is a messenger RNA of Rotaria socialis, 471 nucleotides long. NCBI's taxonomy places the organism in Eukaryota, Metazoa, Rotifera, Eurotatoria, Philodinida, Philodinidae. The record is from the annotation of a GenBank genome assembly.
AUGGGCAGCUGUUGGGGAGUGCCCGAUGAUCGGACUAGUCUUCUACCAAUAUCUUCUACUCGUUAUACAUCAGCCCCAGUGGCUUCCUCAAGUUCAUAUUCUGUACCACCUGAUACAUCUAUCCCUAAAUCGUCAGUUCCAGUAAAUCGAUCAUCUGGUAAUUCAUCUACACCAACAGAUAUUAAUCUAAUUAAAGAAGCGCAGAAUCGAAACCUUUUCGAGCAUUUAUUAUUAAUUAAAUAUAAUGAAAAACUUAUCAAGCAAACUGAUUGUGCUAUUUGUCUAAUUGAUUUCUUGCCUAAUGAACAAGUUCGACAAUUACCAUGUGAUGGUGCACAUGUAUUUCAUCCAACAUGUAUAGAUGGAUGGUUAAUAAAAAGUUUAACAUGCCCACAAUGUUCAACAAAUGUUGAUGCUGCACUCCUACUCAAAUUUGUACCACAUUCGAAAAAUGAUGACGAUGAUGAUUGA